Messenger RNA from Phlebotomus argentipes, 1633 nucleotides. Its product is annotated as TGF-beta-activated kinase 1 and MAP3K7-binding protein 1-like. Gene Ontology annotation, molecular function: protein serine/threonine phosphatase activity. The coding region runs from base 103 to 1512 and encodes 469 amino acids. The record is from RefSeq and is a predicted model, not a curated record. The transcript is spliced from 2 exons. NCBI's taxonomy places the organism in Eukaryota, Metazoa, Arthropoda, Insecta, Diptera, Psychodidae. Gene Ontology annotation, biological process: protein dephosphorylation.
CUGACGUCUCGUUCAGUGUGAAGUAAGCGGCGCAUUUUCGGCAGGCGGCCGAGGAAAAAGUUUAUAUUUUCCCACCGCGAUUUUCUUGCAAUUUCCCCGCAAAUGUCUGACCAUUUGGACUCGGAGAGUAAACUAUGGACUGACGAUUUGCAGGUGUGCACACAAACAGGCGCCGGUUUCGCCACCAAUCAGCAAUAUCGCGAGGACGGAGCCAGAAACAAUGAAGCUUCCUUCAAGUUUCGCGACAGAAGCUUUCACAUCAAGGUCGAUGAAAAUACAUGCUUGUAUGCCAUUUGCUCAGGACACAAUGGUUCCAAAGUGGCGCAUCUCGCCAUACAGAAGAUCGCGGCUGAAAUCGCCUUUGGCGGCCUCAGCGGGAAGACGAAUGAGGAGGAGGUGAAGGAAGUGCUCAGGCAGACGUUCAUCACCGUGGAGAAGACAUAUCUGGAGACAAUUGACACGCUGUUGGCCAGGAAGGCCAUUCGUCAGUACGAGAUCCCCGAGGGAAUCAGUCAGUAUGAAAUAUCGCAGAAGUAUCAGGAUAUUCUGGAUGAGCUGAAGCAGAUCAAUGAGGAAUUGUCGGUGGGAACGAGUGUCGUGAUUGCCCUUAUCUGCCACGGGAAGCUCUACAUUGCGAAUGUGGGCAAUUGCCGGGCUCUGCUCUGCAAGAGUGACACAAACAAUGUCCUGCGUGUUGUGCAACUGAGUGUCGAUCACAAUCUCUACAAUGAGGAUGAGAUUCUGAGGCUUUGUCAGCUCGGUCUGGACACUCAAUCCCUCCGACAGGCGCCACUGAACUGCACCCGAUGCAUCGGCAGCUAUAUGAACAAGACUGGCUAUCGGGAUUGUGACUUUCUGUCCGGCGCCACGGCAGAGCCAGUUAUCUCACAGCCGGAAAUUGUGGGCGCAAUUCCCGUGGACGAGACCUGCAGCUUCCUGAUUCUCAUGUCUGGCGGAAUGUGCAAGACACUGCAGGAGAUCUUCUCCAUGGAGAUCAGUCAGGUGAACAAGGAGAUGAUCCAAAUGGCUGUGGAGCAAUUCCGCUCGCAAUCCACGCUGGCCGGCGUGGCGCAGUCGAUGGUGCACAAGAUCGUUCAGUUCCAUCAUGAUCUCUACAUUGAGCACGUGCAGGAGCGCAGGGAUGAGGAGAUGCCGCUGCCCUUCACACGACGCGACGAUAUCACACUGUUGAUAAGGAACUUCAACUUUGUCAUGCCGAAGUCGAGCAAAAGAGGCGCCGUGAGAUUCAAUUCCAUCGUGCGCGAGCAUCCAGCCAACAAUUCCAUCGUCUUCUCAGACACAAACACCUUGUCCAGUACAAACACUUCGCAGUACAUCAACACCAACAGCUCCACAUCCUCGUAUUCCGACACAAACAGUCGCUACAGGAGAGAUCAGCAGAAGAUCACGCCAUAUGUGGACUUCACCGAGUACUACAGAAACGUCGAGCAAGCGAGGCAGAGCAAUAAACUUCCGCCUGGAAUUGACUUUGAUGAAAAUGUGCCUCUUUAAGCUUAUACACACAUAAGAAGAAGAAAAAAACUUGCGUGAUUUUUGAAACGAUUUUUAUACUUAAACAGUUUUUAUUAGUCAAAAAUACAGUAUUUGCACUUAGAGAGUGUAAUCUAGCCAC